GAUGACGAUGGUGGUGAGGACUCUGGUGAUGGCGGCCGGACCACCACCGACACCACCACCACCACUGCUACCACCACUACAACCACCACCACCACCGCCAGCCCAGGGCCUUCGACCAGCCGUGGCUCGGGUGCCUUCGGACCCUCUCCGCCCAGGCCUUCGACCAGCCGUGCCUCGGGGGGUGCCUUCGGACCCUCUCCGCCCAGGCCUUCGACCAGCCGUGCCUCGGGGGGUGCCUUCGGACCCUCUCCGCCCAGGCCUUCCACCAGCCGUGCCUCGGGGGGUGCCUUCGGUACUACCUCUCCGCCCAGGCCUUCCACCAGCCGUGCCUCGGGGGGUGCCUUCGGUACUACCUCUCCGCCCAGACCUUCCACCAGCCGUGCCUCGGGGGGUGCCUUCGGUAUCUCUCCGCCCAGACCUUCCACCAGCCGUGCCUCGGGGGGUGCCUUCGGUAUCUCUCCGCCCAGGCCUUCGACGAGCCGUGCCCCCUGGGGAUUUUUUUCGCGCCGGUCCGGCUCAAACGUCACCGACUUGUCGUCUAAGAGCCUGGAUUUCACGUGCAUGGACUUUAGUUUGUCACCCGUCAAGACGACGACUAGCACCGCGACGACUACCACCGCGUCGACUAGGCCUUCGCCUCCACCCAGACCUUCGACCAGCCGUGCCUCGGGGGGUGCCUUCGGUAUCUCUCCGUCCAGGCCUUCGACGAGCCGUGCCCCCUGGGGAUUAUUUUCGCGCCGGUCCGGCUCAAACGUCACCGACUUGUCGUCUAAGAGCCUGGAUUUCACGUGCAUGGACUUUAGUUUGUCACCCAAGACGACGUCUAGCACCGCGAAGUCUAGCACCGCGAAGUCUAGCACCGCGAAGCCUAGCACCGCGAAGUCUAGCACCGCGACGUCUAGCACCGCUGGCACCGCGACUACUGGCAUCCUGACUAGCACCCCGAUCCGGACCACAACAUCCACUACAACCACCCAGCCUACCCGCACUACGACGACCAGUGCCACUAAUAGUGACCACUGCAUGGGUUCACCACCUAAGGCUUCGGGUAAGCGGCGGCGGGACGACGACGACGACGACGAUGAGGAGGAGCAGCCGCGCGCGCCAACCCCAACCCUUCCUCCGAAGCGGCGGCAGCGGCGCGAUAGCGAGGAUGAUCCGCCCGCUCGCCCUCCCCUUCGCCGGUCGGUCCGCGUGACAAGGCAGCCGCAGCGGUACGGCGUUGCCGCCCAGUAACACCACCACCACCACCACCACCACCACCACCACCUCCACGCAAACUAUGUAUUUGAGAGGUUGCAUGUUAGAUGGGGUCACCUCUUGGAGGAUACUUUGAGUAAACUAGUUGUGUGGUUCAUGGAACGUGGAGUUUCAGAACAAAGAUCAAGACUCCCAUUAGUUAAAGGAUUUUAUGUUGUUAUGUUAAUUCUGUUCGUGUAUCAGUUUUUGAUGUUCGAACUUGAGCUGGUGCUCUGGCACAGCUAAACUAGAUUUAGCUGAUAAUAAGAAAUAUUGAAUGUAUAUCUGGUUGUAUAUUGGAUGCGAUCACCUCCUGGAGGAUUUUUAUGUAACUAGUUGUGUGGUGGAUGGAACAUGGAGUUUCAGAACAAAGACUCGUAUUAGUGCAAGGAUUUUAUGAAGUUGUUGAUCCUAUCCUUCUAUCAGUAUUUGAUGCUCCACCUUGAGCUUGUGAUCUGACACAGUUAAAAUAAAUUUAGCUGAGUUGGAGUAAAAUCUUGAAUAUUGCUCUGGUUGCUUCUUAAACGCGACCAUGUCUUGGAAGUUGCCUUCAGGAAAAUGGAAGCUUGAAGGAAAGACUUUUCAGAAGUGUAAGCUUAUCAUAAGCUUUGAUUGAAAGGAAGUUCUUGAUUGUUAUCACCUUUUAAAAUUCUUUCUCUUGGUAUUGAGGAAGCUCUUCAGAGAGCUUGAAUUAGGAGGUUGUUUUAUGACAGUGUAGCUAAUAUAAGGGCCAUAUGCAGAGAGUUCUGAGGUUGAUGGAACGUGUCGUUUUAGAACACUCAGACUUCUAAUGCAGGAUUUUAUGAAGUUGUUGAUCCUAUCCUUGUAUCAGUCUUUGAUGCUCACACUUGAGCUUGUGAUCUGACGUAGUUAAAAUAGAUUUAGCUGAUUCGGGGAAGAAUAUUGAAUAUUGAUUUGGUUGCUUCUUAAACGCGACCACGUCUUGGAGGUUGUCUUGAGGAAAGCGUUAGCCUCAAGGAAUGACCUUUCAGACUUGUGAACUUAUCAUAACCUUUGAUUAAGAGGACCGUAAUGAUUUUGAAGGUCCAUCCUAGGUGUUCGUUUUCCUGUUAACGCAUGAGUAGAAGCAAGAUAAAGAAAGCCACAUGUUCUUUGAAGUAAAGAUUAGGACAUAAGGCUUUGCCAUUUGAACCAAAUGGCAUACUCAGAUCAUAAUGGUUAAAUAUGUGCAUUCAUCGCAUGAACUGUCAUGCUUGUCAAGACAGAUCAGAGACUUUGGCGAACUCUGUACUCCAGAGUUGGGUGUAGUGAAGUGAGAAGCAGUCAUCCAAGAGUUGAGUCCUGGCUGCUUCAAUCCAACCUGUGAAGAGAGUGGUGGAUGCGUCUUGUUGACCAGCUUGUAAGCCAUGUGCUUGACCCUCAUUUGUUCUAUUGUGAGUAAGAAUAUAUCCCAGUACUGUAAAUUCUGAGAGCGUGGCGGACAAGAGUUUCAAGUGUCCUUGCCAAAACUGCACAUUUGUGCACUUGUUGACCAAGUUCUAUAUUAUAUGUUUAUCUUCUGAAUCAAUUGCGUUAUGAGCUUGCGCUUAGUUAUUGUGUUUGGCAAGAGGUCCCUUCAAUACUGGCUCUUGUUAAUGAUUGACAAUGGCUUUUGAACUAUUUUCCUAAUUUCUGGAGCAUUUGCUAACAAUUGGAUGUAUUAUACCUUGUAGGUAACUUGCCCAGAAUUUCCUUUGGAUCAGUCUUUACUUGAAAAUUCCAAGUCAAUUUUUGUUGCUUAUUUGUUGUGUAUUGUGAAGUGCACCACCAUAUUCAAACAGAGUCUCAAAUUUAUAGUUAAUAUUGACAGUUUGUCCUGUUGCCCUCUUGAUCUGCUGAUGUGUAGCAGAAUGGCAGGUUCGUUUUGUCACAAGUUUUUCACUCAUUGAGCAUUAGAGUAUGGAGAAUUCACAUUCCGUCCAUUUUCCUUUCCCUCAUUCGAAACCCUUAAGAGCAGUGCAGUAUUCAUAUCUUGUUUCUUAGUGCCCAUUCCAACAGUGUUCAAGCCUUUCUUCAUUUCUCUCUUUCAAAGAAAAGCGCCUUGGUUGUUACAACCGUUCAAGUUAAGGAUAGAUGGAGAUUUGUUGACUCGCUUGUCUUAAACUUAAUGAUAGUAUCCGUGUGAAAGGGCGCCAUUUCUCAUGGAUACUCUAAGCAAAUUUUUUGGAAGAACAUGAAGUUGUAUUAAGAAUGAAUGAAUGAAUGAAUGUAUGUGCUAGUCUGGUGAUAACAUGUGUGAGAGGUGGUGGUGGUAUUAGUCACACAGCUUGGGGCCCCCUGUGUUUAGAUGGUGGGAGUUCAUAGUAUUUUGUGUGCUUCAAUGUUCUUCCGAAAAUUUGUAUGUGAACAGCGAGUUGAAGCGGGAAGCAGGCAGGCGCGGAUUUGGGGGAGGGGUAAUGGGGGUAAUCCCCCCUCGCUCAUGUACCGGAAGGGAAGGGCCCGCAAUCGCCGCAAUCGCCUGGAAGGCAUGUAACAGGCACUACUUUGCCCCUGUAUGCAGGCAAGAAGCACUGCCUCACCCCCUCCUUGGGAAAACCCCGGAUCCGCGCCUGAAGUUAGGAGAUUGAUUACCCAGAUUAUACAAUUGCCAAUUUGGGCAAUCCAUGUUGCAAGGAUAGUAUUUGAGCCCUCAUCUAUUGAUUGGAGGGAAAAUUCAGCAGAGUAUAAGAGUGAAAGCACAGACUCUGUGUCUUCCUCUCAAGCCUGCAUUGAUCAUGUCCCAUAGAAUCUCUCAACAUGUGGCAAAUGGAUGCGGCGCGCUUACUGCAUUCGUGUGUUCGUACCUGUGUUACUACAAGUAACAUAUUGAAGCCGAUGCUUCAUGAAGGCUCUUUUCUUUAGUAAAGCAGUUUUCGAUUGUCCAGUUUACAAUUCUUCCGUUUCCAUAAUAUAGAUUUUGACAAUUGUCCAUGGGCUGAACACCUCGUCCUCUUUCUAGCUCCGAUAAUCACUUUCUACCUGUCCAAUGUCUCUCUCACUUUCAAGUCACUGCGUCACAAAACCUCAUUGAUUCACUCGCAUUUGUCCCUUUUGCCUACGUCUUCAUCCUUUUUGAUGAGUGAGCGUAAUUCAUUGAUUUUCUUAAUAUUUGGCCUGCCAAUGUGACAAUAGCAACAAGCCCCCUAUGAAUUUCGACUCUGUUUGUUUAUGACACGUCUUAGCUUCCAAUGGCUCUAAAGUGCACUGUUUAAAUUUUAGUUGGCUGCUUCAGAGAGGGCACAGAUAUGCUUAGUUUUCUCGUAAUUAUAUGUGCCUCUGGAUUUCAAGUGUAAAUUCUGAUCUGGAAGAUAUAAACGGGCAAGCAUUGAAUACUAUACAAUACAAUGUAAUAAUGUUGUAAAAGCCAGUUACAUGAGCCUUUGUUGAUGCCUUUCUUCCAUUCACUUUGAUGCUAGUGUUUGUCAACUGCUCAUGCUUGUUGAUAGGCAGUUUCAUUUUAUUUUGAAAUGUUAUGUGCGCAAGUCAGACAGGAAUGUUUUGGUGUAUGAUUAGCCGUUACUUUUCACAUGUUACUUAUUAUUCAAUUAUUUAUGAUGCUGUGAUGUUUUUGGAUCUGGAGUUCUGAUGUGAAGUUUCAUUCAAUUGGGAACUAUGUUUGUGGCAGAAGUGUGUCUUACGUAUAUCACUACUUCAAUUGUUUCUUUAAUUUGGGUUUCACUGUUUGUAUUUUAUGCUCCAUUACAUCAGUGAGUAGAAGUUUGUUAUCAUCCUUACCAAUUUGCAUGUUUAUUGUUUUUGUUGUUAAUUGUUAGCUUCUCUUGUUUGUGUUGUAAGUUCUGUAUCAUCUGAGAUAGGAUUUGUUUGUAGAUAUAAUAAUAGGCAACAUUAAGUAUAUGUAUUUUUGUUACAAUGCAAUAGCAUAUUUUUAAAGAUUAUAUGGUGUAUAAUUGAUAAAGAACAGAAAGAAAGAAAUAUUGUUACAAAAUAAUGUUAAAGUAACAUAAAAAAUUGUAAAAAAAAAAAGAAGGUAAAAAUAAAGUGUUAAAAAAGAUUUAAAAAAAAGAUACAUAAGUUAAAAAAAAAAGUUUUAAGAGUUGAAAAAAGGAAAAAAGUAUAAUGAAUCAAAAGUAAAACAAAAGAAACAAAUGUUAAAAAAAUAUUUUUUUAAAAUGGCGGAAUUAAAAAGAAAGUGAAAUGUUAAUUUUUGAAUUGCAACUUGAACACAGCUUGACGCAGAACACUCGUUAAUUGUUAAUCACUUCGUGAGAGUUAGUUCAAUUACAUUUGUGUCUCUCCAGUGGUAUGAAACUCAAAUGGAAAGAAGCUGAAGCUUUGCAGUUGCUGUUAUCGCCUAUGAGAUGCCAAAACCCGUGAGUCCCAGGUCUUAACAACCUGGUCAGGUCACUAUGGUAUUUUGGAGCCAUGUGGAAGGUGGUGACUGGGCUGCCUUAUGGAGGGACCUUGAAAAGUCGACAUCAGAAGAGUUGUUGUUGAUGAUGAAGGUAGUGAGAAGUAUCGAAGACCAGCUGUUGUUGGCGUUGAACCUCUUGAUGUCUGAAGAAAUCCUACCUGUAAUAUGCUAGAGACAAUAUGGAGCCAGCUUUUGCUUCGUAAUGAACCAUUUGAGAGGCUGCUCUGUUUGCUAAUGAGUUCGUUUACAUUCCUGGUUGGGUAACUUUCAAUUCAAAUUGCAUUGAAAUGCCAGCCCUUUUUUUAGAAGUCUGUGGAAGGUCUGAUUAUGACAUGGAAGACCCUCUGAGUUCAAGAUGUUGCUGACACCUCAUGGUGUGCUUGGGGAUUUAUCUAAAUAUCGAGCUUCAAUACUGAGAAAACCAGUAUUUGGAUUUGAUAUCUAUAGAAGCUAGAUCAAUGAAGUGGUGAUGAUUUUUGAAACUGUGACAACAUAUUUUCUCGUUUGUGGCACAACCUCUCAUCAUUUUGUGAGUGAUUUAUUUGUGCUCAUACCGUGGUAUGAAGCUGAAAUCGAAAGCGGCUGAAGUUUCUGUUGCUGAUCCUCAAGAAGGUGCCAAAGCUCAUUGAGUUCUACAAGACGUCCGGCUCAGCUAUGACAGACGUGGAAGAAACGCAAUGAAGCUCACCAAGUUGAAGGACUAAGCUACGUAGCACAUGAUCCUACCCAGCUUACCGUAUCGCCUCGUUGAAGAGGUUCGCAGCGGCAUGUCCGAAGUCCCAUCGGAGUCUCGUGGCCUCAUGUAUUUCCCUGUACAUGCCGCUGGAAGAAGAAAGGACUCAUCCUUCACCGGAUAUACUCACUCUUCGUUCGCGUCCCGCGCAGCGAUGACACACCUGCGCAUCGCCUGUAUGAUGGCAGCGCUUGCAUCAUGCACAUUGGCUUCCAGGUCGGCCCUGCAAGCAGAACGGACAGUGGGCCGGGGGCAGCCGCCGCCAUGGCUAGCUGACCCCGCUUGACGUGGUUGUCAAUGGCCGACUGCAGCGCCUCCUCCAGGUUGGGGGGUGCCUCCCCCGGGAGUGGAAGGUCGCUCAAGUUGGUUCCGCAGUACGCCCGAAGAUACCUCGAAAAGUUGUUGUAUUGAGCAACAUGUAAGGAACGCAUUGUGAUCGAAUUGUGGGCACGACCGCCGGAUGUGGAAGGACCUGUGGCGGAACGUGUUCAAGGGCUCAGCGCAGAACUCGCACCGCAUCUUCCCUGGUGUUGGCGCAUAGCCAGGGAGAUUCGCCGUGGGCAUCCAUUCGCCUUCAGCACCGGAGACGUCCACCUCACAGGUGGCGAUGAGCUCGUACACCUCUGUGAGAGACCCCCAUCUCCACAACCUGGAUGCCAGGGAAACGGUCAUACUCAAAUUGCUGGCGCCGCACAUAGGACUCCUCAACAGACCGUCCUGCAUAACGAAAGGGAAAUGUUUAGCACACUGUUCUUGGACGGACAUGCCUUGCAAGUGAUGUACCCUGACACUCCAGCGGCAACACCAUGCCUUUAUGGUUUGUCACUGCAGUAAUGAAGCAGCAGCUCACAAGCCAAGGCCAUUGUUUGGUUGUGCGUGGCCUGCUUGUUCAUGAGCGGAAAAGUGUCCGUUUCUGUAAUUCGCAGCACCAUUAACAUUUUGACCUAAAUGGCUUCUGACAUCUCAGUGAUUAUUUAUUUGUUUUUGCUGUGGUGGUCAAAAUACAAAUGUCACGUAGUGAGAGGUAGUACAAGUACAUUUCUGUCUCUAUGGUGGUAUGAGACUCAAAUGGAAAGAAGCUGAAGCUUUGCAGUUGCUGUUAUCGCCUAUGAGAUGCCAAAACCCGUGAGUCCCAGGUCUUAACAACCUGGUCAGGUCACUAUGGUAUUUUGGAGCCAUGUGGAAGGUGGUGACUGGGCUGCCUUAUGGAGGGACCUUGAAAAGUCGACAUCAGAAGAGUUGUUGAUGAUGAUGAAGGUAGUGAGAAGUAUCGAAGACCAGCUGUUGUUGGCGUUGAACCUCUUGAUGUCUGAAGAAAUCCUACCUGUAAUAUGCUAGAGACAAUAUGGAGCCAGCUUUUGCUUCGUAAUGAACCAUUUGAGAGGCUGCUCUGUUUGCUAAUGAGUUCGUUUACAUUCCUGGUUGGGUAACUUUCAAUUCAAAUUGCAUUGAAAUGCCAGCCCUUUUUUUAGAAGUCUGUGGAAGGUCUGAUUAUGACAUGGAAGACCCUCUGAGUUCAAGAUGUUGCUGACACCUCAUGGUGUGCUUGAGGAUUUAUCUAAAUAUCGAGCUUCAAUACUGAGAAAACCAGUAUUUGGAUUUGAUAUCUAUAGAAGCUAGAUCAAUGAAGUGGUGGUGAUUUUUGAAACUGUGACAACAUAUUUUCUCGUUUGUGGCACAACCUCUCAUCAUUUUGUGAGUGAUUUAUUUGUGCUCAUACCGUGGUAUGAAGCUGAAAUCGAAAGCGGCUGAAGUUUCUGUUGCUGAUCCUCAAGAAGGUGCCAAAGCUCAUUGAGUUCUACAAGACGUCCGGCUCAGCUAUGACAGACGUGGAAGAAACGCAAUGAAGCUCACCAAGUUGAAGGACUAAGCUACGUAGCACAUGAUCCUACCCAGCUUACCGUAUCGCCUCGUUGAAGAGGUUCACAGCGGCAUGUCCGAAGUCCCAUCGGAGUCUCGUGGCCUCAUGUAUUUCCCUGUACAUGCCGCUGGAAGAAGAAAGGACUCAUCCUACACCGCACAUACUCACUCUUCGUUCGCGUCCUGCGCAGCGAUGACACACCUGCGCAUCGCCUGUAUGAUGGCAGCGCUUGCAUCAUGCACAUUGGCUUCCAGGUCGGCCCUGCAAGCAGAACGGACAGUGGGCCGGGGGCAGCCUCCGCCAUGGCUAGCUGACCCCGCUUGACGUGGUUGUCAAUGGCCGACUGCAGCGCCUCCUCCAGGUUGGGGGGUGCCUCCCCCGGGAGUGGAAGGUCGCUCAAGUUGGUUCCGUAGUACGCCCGAAGAUACCUCGAAAAGUUGUUGUAUUGAGCAACAUGUAAGGAACGCAUUGUGAUCGAAUUGUGGGCACGACCGCCGGAUGUGGAAGGACCUGUGGCGGAACGUGUUCAAGGGCUCAGCGCAGAACUCGCACCGCAUCUUCCCUGGUGUUGGCGCAUAGCCAGGGAGAUUCGCCGUGGGCAUCCAUUCGCCUUCAGCACCGGAGACGUCCACCUCGCAGGUGGCGAUGAGCUCGUACACCUCUGUGAGAGACCCCCAUCUCCACAACCUGGAUGCCAGGGAAACGGUCAUACUCAAAUUGCUGGCGCCGCACAUAGGACUCCUCAACAGACCGUCCUGCAUAACGAAAGGGAAAUGUUUAGCACACUGUUCUUGGACGGACAUGCCUUGCAAGUGAUGUACCCUGACACUCCAGCGGCAACACCAUGCCUUUAUGGUUUGUCACUGCAGUAAUGAAGCAGCAGCUCACAAGCCAAGGCCAUUGUUUGGUUGUGCGUGGCCUGCUUGUUCAUGAGCGGAAAAGUGUCCGUUUCUGUAAUUCGCAGCACCAUUAACAUUUUGACCUAAAUGGCUUCUGACAUCUCAGUGAUUAUUUAUUUGUUUUUGCUGUGGUGGUCAAAAUACAAAUGUCACGUAGUGAGAGGUAGUACAAGUACAUUUCUGUCUCUAUGGUGGUAUGAGACUCAAAUGGAAAGAAGCUGAAGCUUUGCAGUUGCUGUUAUCGCCUAUGAGAUGCCAAAACCCGUGAGUCCCAGGUCUUAACAACCUGGUCAGGUCACUAUGGUAUUUUGGAGCCAUGUGGAAGGUGGUGACUGGGCUGCCUUAUGGAGGGACCUUGAAAAGUCGACAUCAGAAGAGUUGUUGAUGAUGAUGAAGGUAGUGAGAAGUAUCGAAGACCAGCUGUUGUUGGCGUUGAACCUCUUGAUGUCUGAAGAAAUCCUACCUGUAAUAUGCUAGAGACAAUAUGGAGCCAGCUUUUGCUUCGUAAUGAACCAUUUGAGAGGCUGCUCUGUUUGCUAAUGAGUUCGUUUACAUUCCUGGUUGGGUAACUUUCAAUUCAAAUUGCAUUGAAAUGCCAGCCGUUUUAUUAGAAGUCUGUGGAAGGUCUGAUUAUGACAUGGAAGACCCUCUGAGUUCAAGAUGUUGCUGACACCUCAUGGUGUGCUUGAGGAUGUAUAUGAAUAUGCUACUUAAAGCUGAGAGAACUGGUAUUUGGAUGUGAUGUCCACGUAAGCUACAUUAAUGAAGUGGUGGUGAUUUUUGUAACUGUGACAACAUAUUUUCUCGUUUGUGCUGGUUUACACCUUAUCACUUUGGGAGGUUGCGAGCUCACUUCAUUGUGAUUAUUUAUUUGUCGAGCUAGCUUAGCAGAAUUGAUCAAAAGCAACGGAAGAUCCUCCGACAACAGCCCAGACCGUCAUACACUAAUUGAAGUUAAGGUUAUUGAUGGAUUAGGACGGGAGGCUUUGCCAUUUGAACCAAAUGGCAUACUCAGAUCAUAAUGGUUAAAUAUGUGCAUUCAUCGCAUGAACUGUCAUGCUUGUCAAGACAGAUCAGAGACUUUGGCGAA
This is a messenger RNA of Thrips palmi, 10173 nucleotides long. Its product is annotated as WW domain-binding protein 11-like. The record is from RefSeq and is a predicted model, not a curated record. Bases 2 to 934 code for a protein of 310 amino acids. Lineage: Eukaryota; Metazoa; Arthropoda; Insecta; Thysanoptera; Thripidae. The transcript is spliced from 26 exons.